This is a messenger RNA of Cydia fagiglandana, 686 nucleotides long. RefSeq lists its product as uncharacterized. The coding region runs from base 289 to 639 and encodes 116 amino acids. NCBI's taxonomy places the organism in Eukaryota, Metazoa, Arthropoda, Insecta, Lepidoptera, Tortricidae. The transcript is spliced from 2 exons. The record is from RefSeq and is a predicted model, not a curated record.
CAACUGUCAAACGUAUAAAAUGAGCGAAAUUAAUCAAAAUAUUUGGUAACUUUAUCAAAAUGGUUAAACGAGAUACUAUUUUCGUGGUGUAGCAGCAGUACGUAUACAACGGGGAAAAAGCUAUACGGGCGGCGAGCUCGUGAGGCAGAUGCGCGGCUCCUUGCUGAGGCCAUUCCAACAUGUUGCCUUCGCCUCGCCGUGCCGGCAUCUACCGUCGCCAACUUCUUGCACUCCGUACCCUUCCAUCAAAACUAAACUCGGGUACCACAACCACAAUCUCACGGUAGGAUGGAAGAAGUGAAAAGCUGGUUUUUCGGAUUCGAGUACUUGGAUUACUUCUGGGCAAUACUGUUAUCGUUUAUAAUGGAAAGAAUCUGCUGCUUGCAAGAACAAUUUACAAGAGACUAUACAGUGCUCCCAGACCCACCGGCAAAUGACGACGAGUCAUAUCAUUCAAUAAACUUGGAAGAAUUCUCAGAUAGAGAUGGUUCUCUGAAGCUAAGUUUCCUGCGGCUGUGUCGGUUAUCACAGCUCACCAUAUUGCUGACAAUCGUCUACUUCUUCAACAUUUGCUUCUGGUAUGCACUGACGAAAAAGGCUUUGCCCAACUACAGGUUUAAAAUAUCUAUUUCCUUAUGAUAUCUAGAAUACAUACAUACAUAUAUCAAUGGUACAAGAUAUAGAUU